AUGAAAGCAGUACGAUUUAAUCAAAAAGGUGACAUUAAAAAUUUAGUCGUAGAAGAUAUCGAAAAGCCAACUCCUAAGCAAGGUGAAUUAUUAGUUAAAGUUCAUGCCUCUGCCAUUAAUCCUGUAAAUAUUUUAUUUAAAAAUUCACCUUCUAUUCAUUUUCAAUUCACUAAGUUUCAACUCACCACCUUACCGCGCACUCCUGGAAGAGAUUUUGCAGGCAUAGUUGUCGAUGGUCCACCUGAAUGGUUGAAUAAGGAAGUAUUCGGAACUGGUGGAUACAGUGGAUUCACAUUUGAUGGAUCUCAUGCUGAAUAUGUUAUAGCAACUCCUGAAACUGUUGCUAUCAAACCUGAAAAUUUAUCUCUCAUUGAUGCUGCAUCAAUUGGUGUUGGAUUUUUAACAGCUUACCUUGCGUUAGAUACUGCAAAUGUUAAGGAAGGUGCACGUGGAGCAGUCGGUUCUGCCGCGGUCCAAAUAACAAAAUUUCUUAAAGCUAGACCAAUUGGCACAUUUACUAGUAAUCCACUUCCAGAAAUUGGUGCUGAUUUUGUUGAUACCUCAACUGAGGAUUUGAAAAAGAAAGUUCUUGAUUUGACGGAUCAAAAAGGUGUUGAUGUCGUAGUUGACACUGUUGGACACCCUGCACUAUUUGAAAAGGCAUUCUUAUCAUUGAAAGUUCGUGGAAGAUAUGUUGUAAUGACAGUUGGACGUUCAGAUAACAAAUACAUCUCAUUUGAUGGACUCGAUUUUUAUCGUCGAGAACUUCGUCUUUUUGGACUUAACACAUUAAACUAUACUAGGGAAGAUGCAGUUAGAGUAUUUAAUAUAUUGAAACCAGGAUUUGAAAG
Messenger RNA from Dentiscutata heterogama, 851 nucleotides. Lineage: Eukaryota; Fungi; Glomeromycota; Glomeromycetes; Diversisporales; Gigasporaceae. The record is from the annotation of a GenBank genome assembly.